UGAUUGCUCUUAUCAUCGGCUAAUCGUGAUUUGUUUGUCACCUCGUCUGCGCGGUUAUCGGCAGGCAUUUAUUGGCUUUUUAUCGGAGUGGGGAAAAGUCCGCGGACUUGGGACCAGCGGAUUCUGUCUGCUGUCACUGCUGGAGAAUAAGUACCAACAGCCUUUCGUUUUUUGUUUCGUUUUCGCUAAGCAUCUUUUUUAACGCAUACAGUUUGAUUGUUAUGUUUGAUGGUGGUUUGUGAAACAAGUUGAAGCAGCGACGAUGCCUGACCAGGACCACACAUCUACAAAGUCAGACGAAGAUAGAAAAGCGGAGGCAGAGGCAUUUAAAACUCAAGCAAAUGAACGUUUUACUGCGGAGUGCUAUGAAGAGGCGAUCGACUUGUACACGAAGGCGAUCGAGCUGUGUCCGAACAGCCACGUGUACCACGCCAACCGAAGCGCCGCACACCUCCGACUGGAGAACUUUGGCUACGCGCUGACGGACGCGUCGCGAGCCAUCGAGCUCGAUAAGACCUACGUCAAAGGCUACUACCGGCGUGCCGCCUCCUACAUGGGCAUGGGAAAGUGGAAACAGGCCGAACGGGACUUUGAGAGCGUGGUGAAGGCACGACCACGGGACAAGGACGCGCGAGAAAAGUACAACAAGUGCCGGACCAUCGUGAACCGACUGCGGUUCGAACGCGCCAUCGCGGUAGACGAUGAGCCCCAGAAGACGGUCGCCGAACUGAUAAACAUCGAGUCGAUGACGAUCGAGGAUGACUACGCCGGUCCGUCACUACAGGACGGAAAGGUCACACCCGAGUUCAUGGUCGAACUCAUGUCCUGGUUCAAAGACCAGAAACUAUUGCACACCAAGUAUGCCUUCAAGAUCCUGCUGGACAUGAAGGAGUACCUGGUGAAGCAGCCCUCGCUGGUGGACGUCUCGAUUCCGGCCGAGAGCAAGUUCACCGUGUGCGGCGACGUACACGGACAGUACUACGACUUGUUGAACAUCUUCAAACUGAACGGCGUGCCGUCCGAAACAAACCCGUACCUGUUCAAUGGGGACUUUGUCGACCGGGGAUCGUUCUCCGUCGAGUGCAUCCUGACGCUGUUCGGUUUCAAGCUGCUGUACCCCAACCACUUCUUCAUGUCCAGAGGUAACCACGAGAGUGAGACCAUGAACCAGAUGUACGGGUUUGUCGGCGAGGUGAGCGCCAAAUACUCGUCCCGGAUGGCAGAGCUGUUCACCGAGGUGUACAACUGGCUGCCGCUCUGUCACGUGCUGAACGGACGCGUGUUCGUCACGCACGGCGGACUGUUCUCGCGUGACGGCGUAACGCUGGACGAGCUGCGCGCGGUAGAGCGCGGCCGUCAGCCGCCCGAGGAGGGUCUUAUGUGCGAGCUGCUGUGGUCGGACCCGCAGCCGCAGCCCGGCAGAGGUCCGUCCAAACGCGGCGUGGGCUGCCAGUUCGGCCCCGACGUGACGGCCGAGUUCUGCGGGACCAACGGACUCGACUAUGUGAUCCGGUCACACGAAGUCAAGGCCGAGGGCUAUGAGGUGUCACACGGUGGAAAGUGCAUCACCGUCUUCUCAGCGCCAAACUACUGUGACACAAUGAACAACAAGGGCGCAUUUAUCACGUUAACUGGAGGAGAUAUGACCCCAAAGUACACUACCUACGAGGCUGUGCCGCAUCCGAACGUGAAGCCUAUGGCGUACGCCAACUCACUGAUGAGCAUGUUCGUGUAACGGAGGUCGCCCUAGUCGCUGAGGACGCCGAGCUGGGUCUCGGCUCGGCCGGUGCCGGGCCAGCCGUGCUCGGCACGCGCUCUCCCGGGGCGCGCCGCCCGCGCGGCCGCUCAACCCUCGUUCAAAGUGUGUGACGCGCGCGAUCGCCGACGGUUGUCGUAUCUGGCCGUCCUGAGCGGCCGACCGGCGGCGCCAGAGUGUGAUGACUGCAAUGCCGUAUCGUGUCUGUAUUGUACCGAGGUAGGCGCAGCGCCAGAGGGCGCCGCAAUACAAUGACCCAGCCCGUACUCCA
Molecule: messenger RNA, 2027 nt
Organism: Amphibalanus amphitrite
Lineage: Eukaryota; Metazoa; Arthropoda; Thecostraca; Balanomorpha; Balanidae
Product: serine/threonine-protein phosphatase 5-like
Exons: 9
Coding region: 263-1735 (490 amino acids)
Cellular component (GO): cytosol; nucleus
Molecular function (GO): protein serine/threonine phosphatase activity; protein binding
Source: RefSeq, a predicted model, not a curated record